GGCCUCCUGUCUGAAGACCCAUUUUCUCUUCCUCAUUUGAUAGGAAAAUGGCUGACAUCCAGAACAUUUCGCUGGACAGCCCAGGGAGCGUAGGGGCUGUGGCAGUGCCGGUGGUCUUUGCCUUCAUCUUCCUGUUGGGCAUGGUGGGUAAUGGGCUGGUGUUGGCCGUGCUGCUGCAGCCUGGCCCAAGUGCCUGGCAGGAACCCGGCAGUACCACGGAUCUCUUCAUCCUCAACUUGGCGGUGGCCGACCUUUGCUUCAUUCUGUGCUGCGUGCCCUUCCAGGCGGCUAUCUACACACUGGAUGCCUGGCUCUUUGGGGCUUUCGUGUGCAAGACCGUACAUCUGCUCAUCUACCUCACCAUGUAUGCCAGCAGCUUCACCCUGGCGGCCGUCUCAGUGGAUAGGUACCUGGCCGUGCGACACCCGCUGCGCUCCCGGGCCCUGCGCACCCCGCGCAACGCGCGCGCCGCCGUGGGGCUCGUGUGGCUGCUGGCGGCGCUCUUUUCCGCGCCCUACCUAAGCUACUACGGCACAGUGCGCUACGGCACGCUCGAGCUCUGCGUGCCCGCCUGGGAGGACGCGCGGCGGCGCGCGCUGGACGUGGCCACCUUCGCCGCGGGCUACCUGCUGCCGGUGGCCGUGGUGAGCCUGGCCUACGGGCGCACGCUGUGCUUCCUGUGGGCCGCCGUGGGUCCCGCGGGCGCGGCGGCGGCAGAGGCGCGCAGACGGGCGACCGGCCGCGCGGGGCGCGCCAUGCUGGUGGUGGCCGCGCUCUACGCGCUCUGCUGGGGCCCGCACCACGCGCUCAUCCUCUGCUUCUGGUACGGCCGCUUCGCCUUCAGCCCGGCCACCUACGCCUGUCGCCUGGCUUCGCACUGCCUCGCCUACGCCAACUCCUGCCUCAACCCGCUCGUCUACUCGCUCGCCUCCCGCCACUUCCGCGCGCGCUUCCGCCGCCUGUGGCCCUGCGGCCGUCGCCGCCACCGCCACCGCCACCACCACCGCGUUCAUCGAGCCCUCCGUCGUGUCCAGCCGGCGUCUUCGGGCCCCGCCGGCUAUCCUCGCGACGCCAGACCUCGCGGUUGGAGUAUGGAGCCCAGAGGGGAUGCCCUGCGCGCUGGAGAGACUGGACUAACCCUGUCCGCCAGGGGACCGCAAUAACCCUACCUGCUUGGACUCUUGACAGCUGUCGGUCUGUCCUCUUCCCUGGGCAGCAGAAUGCCACCAAAGAGCAUCUAGGGCAUGGC
Mus pahari (shrew mouse) is the source of this 1249-nucleotide messenger RNA. It is a transcript of the gene Galr3, whose product is annotated as galanin receptor 3. Gene Ontology annotation, molecular function: galanin receptor activity. Gene Ontology annotation, biological process: neuropeptide signaling pathway; negative regulation of adenylate cyclase activity; adenylate cyclase-modulating G protein-coupled receptor signaling pathway. Lineage: Eukaryota; Metazoa; Chordata; Mammalia; Rodentia; Muridae. The coding region runs from base 48 to 1163 and encodes 371 amino acids. The record is from RefSeq and is a predicted model, not a curated record. Gene Ontology annotation, cellular component: membrane. The transcript has 2 exons.